UUGAAGAAGUUGGUAGUUUGUUCCCCUUAACACAGUGUGUGGUCACAGACACCAAGUGACCUGGGCCAGUACUUGUUCCAUGUGUGUCUGUUGGUGUGAGUUAUGUCCAAAUCCACGAGCCCGAAAGGAAGCGAGCAGAAGCAGCUGCCGAUCUGUCGGCACAGAGCCCGACUGGUCCAGGCUGUCCGGGACAGCACUUUCCUCGUUGUCACCGGAGAAACUGGCAGCGGGAAAACCACACAACUGCCACAAUAUCUCCAUGAAGCAGGUUUUUGUAGAGAUGGCAGAAUCGGCAUCACGCAGCCCCGCAGGGUGGCUGCCAUCACGGUGGCCCAGAGGGUGGCCCAGGAGAUGCAGUGCACGCUGGGAAGGGAGGUGGGCUACCAAGUGCGCUUUGAUGACUGCACAUCACCGGACACAGCGGUGAAGUACAUGACCGAUGGCUGUCUGCUCAGAGAGAUCCUGGCAGACCCUGGACUCUCUCAGUACAGUGUUGUCAUCCUGGAUGAAGUUCAUGAGCGCAGCCUCAACACAGACAUUCUCCUGGGGUUAAUAAAGAACAUCUUCUCCAACCCUGCUACACCCACCAAGGGCCGAUCGUGUUCUUUGAAGGUGGUUGUGAUGUCUGCCACUUUGGAAGCUGACAAGCUUUCAGCUUUUCUCGGCAACUGUCCCGUCUUUGCUAUUCCUGGGAGGACGUUUCCUGUGAGCUGCAUGUUUGGCUCGGCGGUAGGACCUAAAGAUGUGGAAAGCACUGGCUAUGUGAAAGAGGUUGUGAAAGUAGCCCUGGACGUGCACACCAGUGAAAUGGCCGGUGACAUUCUGGUGUUUUUGACAGGUCAGUCAGAGAUUGAACGGGCCUGUGACUUGUUGUACGAAAAGGCUGAGUGUAUAGAUUACCGCUAUGAUGUGCAGGACCAAACAGUGGAGGGCCUUCUCAUCCUGCCCCUGUACGGAUCCAUGCCUACUGAUCAACAGAGGCAGAUCUUUCAGCCACCCCCUCCAGGAAUAAGAAAGUGUGUAGUAGCCACUAACAUUGCAGCAACAUCUCUCACCAUCAAUGGAAUACAGUACAUCGUGGACAGCGGGUUUGUGAAGCAGCUCAACCACAACUCCAGGGUGGGCAUGGAUGUCUUGGAGGUGGUGCCUAUUUCAAAGAGCGAGGCUCAGCAGAGAGCAGGCCGAGCAGGACGGACCUCAGCUGGGAAAUGUUUUCGAAUCUAUACCAAGGAGUUCUGGGAGAAGUGCAUGCUGGAAUAUACAGUUCCAGAGAUCCAGAGGUCAAGUCUGACUGCAGUAGUGCUCACACUCAAGUGUCUGGGUGUUCAUGAUGUGAUUAGGUUUCCUUAUCUGGACCGUCCGGAAGAGAGGUUUAUUCUAGAGGCACUGAAACAGCUCUAUCAAUUUGAUGCCAUUGACAGAAGAGGCAGAGUGACCCAGCUGGGGGAGCUGAUGGUGGAGUUCCCCCUGCACCCAGGCCUCACCAGGGCUUUGCUCAAAGCUGCCUCACUUGGCUGCCAGGAGCUGCUGCUCCCUGUGGCUGCCAUGCUGUCUGUGGAGAACAUCUUCAUCAGGCCAGGCCAACCUGAGAAACAGAAGGAGGCAGACAAGAAGCACAGAAAGCUGGCUUCAAAGACCGGCAGUAUGAAUGACUUCGCCACGCUCCUCAGUGUGUUUCAGUCGUGCAAAUCCAGUGACAGACCCUCGGCAUGGUGUAAGGAGAACUGGAUCCACUGGAGGGCGCUCAAGUCUGCUUUCAGUGUGGAGACUCAGCUGAGAGAGAUUCUCACCCGUCUGCAGCAGAAAAGAGAUUUCCCAGUAGAAACAUUUGAUGGUAACAAGAGUGAACUCCUCAGACGAUGCCUGUGCACAGGAUACUUCACCAACGUUGCCAGAAGGUCUGUCGGAAAGGUGUUUUGCACAAUGGAUGGCCAUGGAUCUAUGGUUCACAUUCAUCCGUCGUCAUCGCUAUUUGACCAGGAGGCAGAGCUGAACUGGGUCAUCUUCCACGAUGUGCUGGUGACGUCCCGGGUCUACAUCAGGACUGUGUGUCCUAUUCGAUACGAGUGGGUCAAGGAUUUAUUACCUAAACUCCAUGAAGUGGACGUCUAUGAACUGAGCAGUGUGGCCAGAGAAGAAGUUACUGAUGAGGAGAUGAUCAAAUGGGAGAGCAGAGAAGCAGCCAAAAGACAACCAGAGGUUUCCACUGAGAGUGUCAUGAAGAAGCUGGAGAAGCGAAACAACGAAACCACCGUCAGCGACGCUCGUGCUCGCUACCUGCAGAGAAAGCAGCAAAGACAGCAGAGCAGCUCCCAGUGACAGGAAGCAUCUGGUUGUGAUGAUGUGAUUAAAAUGCUGCAUUUACAACAUUUUGGACAAGACAUCUGAACAAUAAACAUACAUUUGGAACAUCUCA
Stegastes partitus (bicolor damselfish) is the source of this 2416-nucleotide messenger RNA. It is a transcript of the gene dhx40, whose product is annotated as DEAH (Asp-Glu-Ala-His) box polypeptide 40. Gene Ontology annotation, molecular function: RNA binding; 3'-5' RNA helicase activity. NCBI's taxonomy places the organism in Eukaryota, Metazoa, Chordata, Actinopteri, Pomacentridae. Gene Ontology annotation, cellular component: intracellular anatomical structure. The record is from RefSeq and is a predicted model, not a curated record. The coding region runs from base 103 to 2319 and encodes 738 amino acids. The transcript has 17 exons.